Juglans microcarpa x Juglans regia is the source of this 1745-nucleotide messenger RNA. RefSeq lists its product as uncharacterized. Bases 45 to 1739 code for a protein of 564 amino acids. The transcript has 3 exons. Lineage: Eukaryota; Viridiplantae; Streptophyta; Magnoliopsida; Fagales; Juglandaceae. The record is from RefSeq and is a predicted model, not a curated record.
UUGAAGGAAAAGCGAAAGACACUGCUAAUGCACGUAAGGACUUGAUGGAGCUUGGGUUAAGGAAGGAAUUACAUUUACAACCUUCAACAAAUGGGUACGAAAUGAUGCUUGGCUCUUACACCCUAGAUUUAGCAGAGAGGAGACGUUUUUGUGAAUGGCUUGCAUCUGUUAAAUUUUCAGAUGGUUUUGCCUCAAACAUCUCUAGAUGUGUUUCAGUUUCUGAUGGAAAGAUAUCGGGAAUGAAAAGUCACGAUUGCCACGUGUUCAUGCAAAGAUUACUUCCAGUUUCAAUUAGUGGGUUUUUACCAUCCGAUAUAUGGCUUGCAUUGACUGAGUUUAGUUCAUUUUUCAAGGCUUUGUGCGCACAGACGUUGACAUUAGAAAUAUUGAAGCGACUACAAUCCGACAUUGCAGUUAUCCUUUGCAAGCUUGAGAUGAUUUUCCCACCUGCUUUCUUUGAUAUCAUGGUACACCUUGCCAUUCAUUUACCCCGCGAGGCAUACCUUGCAGGGCCAAUUCAAUAUAGGUGGAUGUAUCCUUUUGAGAGAUAUUCGGGAAAAUUCAAGCGUUAUGUCAGAAAUAAGGCUCGUCCAGAAGGUUCAAUUGCUCAAGCAUAUGUUCAUGUUGAAUGCUUGACUUUUUGCUCCUUGUACAUCCAUGAUAUUGAGACCAUAUAUAAUCGGGAGGAACGAAAUAGAGAUAUAGAUAAGGGUGCAGAAUCUGACAAUUUGCCUGUUUUCUCACAAAAGGUACAUCCUUUGGGUUCGCCUACCUCCAAUCGAUUGGAUCAAACUCUCAUUGCAAAGGCAAGGUGGUACGUGCUUAAUAAUUGUCCAAAGAUUGGUCAGUACAUAAAUGAGCACUAUACGAAGAUGAAAGAAAUUUCCCCUGAUAAUGUAGAGUGUAGACAUGAAAUUGACUUUCCAAGUUGGUUCCGUACACGUAUUCAAGAACUAUGUUCAGCUAAUCCUGAUGACGUCUCUGAAUCCGUAUAUGCACUCGCUUGUGGACCAGAUCCAUGGGUUGCUUCAUAUUUUGCUUGCAUAAUGAAUGGCAUCAGAUUCCAUACUGUGUUGCGUGGACAAUAUCGCAAAACCCAGAAUAGUGGAGUGGUUGUUAAAGGGGAACACCUAUCAAUGCCUGUUGAUUUCUACGGUGUAUUGAUCGACAUAUUGCAAUUACGUUACAUGGGUUGGCGUCAUGUAUAUUUGGUUAGAUGUGACUGGUUUGAUAUCAAUGAUAGGAGGAGAGGAAUACGUGUUGGGGACCACCUAAUUAGUGUCAACACUUCUAGCAAAUGGUAUAAGGAUGAGCCAUUCGCCCUCGCCUGUCAAGCCUCUCAAGUGUUUUACCUUAAAGACAUUAACUUGAGUGGUAAUUGGUCUGUCGUGCAAAAGGUGAGCAACAGAAAUAUGUUUGAUGUUCCAAUUAUACCAUUGGUCAAUGAUGACGACGAUGAGGAGGAAAAUUCCAAUUUUGCUGCUUUCCAAGAGAACGACCCCUCUUACGUAGAAGUUGUACCCGAGAAUACUGAAAAUGGCAUGCGGAAUCCCUUGCAUAGAUCUGACGUAGAACCAAGCCAUGUUCCUAACUUGACACCAUUGCAAAAUGCGAUACCCCUUCCCGAUGAUGAAGAGUUUAUUGAUGAUGAAGAGGAUGAAAAUGAUGAUAACCAGACCCAUAGCAAUGAAGACCUUCUGUCGGACAAUGGGAGUUUGUCUGACGAUGGUGUGCAUUGAUGCUAG